AUGGAUUCCAUCCCUAGUGAUCUCAUUAACGAGAUAUUCUCGAGACUACCUGCAAAGUCAAUCGCGAGGUUCCAUUGCUUGUCGAAGCUAUGGUGUGCCAUGUUUUACAGUCCCUAUUUCACCGAGUUGUUCCUGACUAGGUCAUCGGCUCGUCCACGUCUCUUAUUCGCCGUCGAAGGAAAAGAUGCGUGGAGAUUCUUCUCGUUGCCUCAGCCUCAUAAUUCAUAUAAGAACUCGCCGUCUCUUGAAGUAGCCUCUAAAAUGGCGUCCUCUAGUUACAGAGGAAUUUUAAGGGGCUAUGCCUCUGGUUUGAUAUGUUUCCGUAAGACACAAGGAGAUGAGGAUACAGUAGUAUGUAACCCUAUCACAGGACAACAUGCCAUCUUACCUAGAGUGAGAAAGGUCUCUUCCUCGAGACCCUUGCUAGGGUUUGAUCCGAUUGACAAGCAAUACAAGGUACUGUCCAUUGAAAGGGGUGGUCGUUAUAGAAUUAUGACAUUGGAAACUGGAAAUAUGAGUUGGAGGAAGAUCCAAUAUCCUGCAAAACAUAAUAUUUUGAGAGAAGGGAUAUGCAUCAAUGGGGUUUUGUAUUACUUAGCGUACACUUAUGAUGAUACUUCUUCUGUGAAGAUAGUUUGCUUUGAUGUAAGGUCAGAGAAAUUCAAGGUUAUUGACACAUGCGUUUAUGAGUGGCCUAGAAGAUUGAUAAAUAUCAACUACAAGGGUAAAUUUGGUUGGACUGAUUUGGAGUAUGAUUCGGCUAAGGAGGCUUAUAAGUUGUAUAUGUGGGUUCUAGAGGAUGUGGAGAAACAGGAAAUUUCGAAAUACGUCUACACUUUUCCGGAUGACAUUAAAGUUAAGCGCUGUCUUAUGGUCGUUGGAGCGACUGCUACGGGUGAAAUUGUUUUGUCGUCGACGUACCGUACAUAUAAGCCCUUUUAUGUGCUCUACUUCAAUCCCAAAAGGAACACUUUGCAAACUGUUGAAAUCCAAGGCAUCUAUGCUCCAUCUAUGAAGAACAAGCCAAAACCACAGCAUCAGGAGUAUGGUGCUGGUAUGAAUAGGGAGAAGAAACGUAGGGAGAGAAAUGAAUGA
This is a messenger RNA of Microthlaspi erraticum, 1095 nucleotides long. NCBI's taxonomy places the organism in Eukaryota, Viridiplantae, Streptophyta, Magnoliopsida, Brassicales, Brassicaceae. The record is from the annotation of a GenBank genome assembly.